Tarenaya hassleriana is the source of this 707-nucleotide messenger RNA. RefSeq names its product monothiol glutaredoxin-S13. NCBI's taxonomy places the organism in Eukaryota, Viridiplantae, Streptophyta, Magnoliopsida, Brassicales, Cleomaceae. Bases 64 to 528 code for a protein of 154 amino acids. The record is from RefSeq and is a predicted model, not a curated record. The transcript has a single exon.
AAACACAAGCUUCUCUCUCUCUCUCUCUCUCUCUCUCUCUCUCUCUCUCUCCCCAAACACAGGAUGCAGAAAGCAAUCCCAUACAAGUCAUCAUGGGUACCCAUGUACGGAAACAGUGUUUUCAACCCUAGAAACAACGAUGGCUCAUCAUCACCACCAUCAUGGUUACAACCACCAUCAUCAUCAUCAACAACAACACCGGCGAAGAGAAGAGAAAUGGUGCGGGAGAGUGCCGUGGUGGUGUUUGCAAGGAGAGGAUGUUGCAUGGGACACGUGGUGAAGCGGCUGGUGCUGACACAUGGCGUCAACCCAUUGGUCGUAGAGGUUGAUGAAGAUGAUCCCAUUGUUACAAGUGAAUUAGGUCAAAAUGAUGAUCACCAUAAUAAAGUCAUAAGCAACAGUAAGGAGCGAUUGCCGGUGGUGUUCAUUGGAGGGAAGUUGUUUGGAGGGCUGGAGACAGUCAUGGCUGCUCAUAUCAACGGCGAUUUAGUUCCCAUUCUCAGGCAAGCUGGGGCUCUAUGGCUUUGAAUUUGUCCUCUCUCUCUCUCCUCGAAUCCUAAAAUAAAAUUUUCUGCUUUUUGUUCGUUUGAAGAUUCUGUUCAUAAAUUUCUCUUACUCGCGAUUCUGUAAUGGUAUAGUAGGAAUUUAAUAUUUGAUUUGAUAGAAGAAAAAGAAUCAUUGUCAAGGAAUAAAAAUCAUUGUUAUCA